Xiphias gladius (swordfish) is the source of this 4290-nucleotide messenger RNA. RefSeq names its product 5'(3')-deoxyribonucleotidase, mitochondrial-like. Gene Ontology annotation, biological process: pyrimidine deoxyribonucleotide catabolic process. The coding region runs from base 591 to 1280 and encodes 229 amino acids. Gene Ontology annotation, molecular function: 5'-nucleotidase activity. Lineage: Eukaryota; Metazoa; Chordata; Actinopteri; Istiophoriformes; Xiphiidae. The transcript has 5 exons. The record is from RefSeq and is a predicted model, not a curated record.
UUGGAGAGGAGUGAGCCAUCGCGUUGGCAUAAAAUAUCUUUGCUGCGAGCAGGAUUGUAGUACAGUUUGUUCUCACAGCUGAGCUUGUUUCCCCUUGGUGCUGCAGUGCCAGUUGUUUACUUCUCGUCACAGUUGCGGUGGCUCCAACAGUGACCGUCACAAAUGCUGUGGGCUUGAGAAAAGGCUGUGGGCAGCUACCGGGCAGUUAAUACACACUGACAAACGAUGCAAGCAGCCCGCAGCACGCGGUGGCCACAGGCAUGUCACAUUUGACCUGCCCGCUGCUGGGCGGCUAGCCUGCCAGCUAAAGUUAGCCACCGACCGUUAGCUCAGCAGCAGAUGAAUGGCAGAGAGCCACCCAGAAUGGUGACGUUAAGCCAACGGUUAAACAAAACUUCUCGCAAAGGCGAAUAAAAAACACCGCCGGGGCUAAGUGCUGAGAACGACGCGGGUUGACAGCCGCGGUAUUUGGCAAAACUUCUCGACUCCCAUGCGGACUUUAUCCACAGUUUCCACUCUCCGUUUGGACAGGGUUAACGGUGGUGAGAGUUUCCGGCACUGCUGCAGCCGCUCAGUCCACUCAAUCUGCAAUGUUAGUGUUCAAUUCAGCGCGACUACUCGGAAGAGGGAAACCUUUGCUCCGUGAUCCGUUUAAGAGGAUUUGCGCAAACAUGUCGUCGUCCUCCUUCGCGGGUAAAAGACUGCGGGUUCUGGUCGACAUGGACGGGGUCCUGGCGGACUUCGAGGGGGGGUUCCUGAAGAAGUACCGGGCCAGGUACCCGGACGAGCCCUACAUCAGCCUGGAUGACAGGAGAGGGUUUUGGGUGUCCACGCAGUAUGGGCAGCUGAGGAGUGAUCUCUGUGAAAAGGCCAUCAGUAUCUGGGAGUCGGAACGCUUCUUCUUAGAGCUGGAGCCCCUGCCAGGAGGAGUGGACGCAGUCCAGGAGAUGGCCAAGAUGGAUAACACAGAUGUCUUUAUUUGUACCAGCCCUAUAAAGCAUUACAAACACUGCCCGUACGAGAAGUAUGCAUGGGUAGAGAAGCAUUUGGGCCAUGACUUUCUGGAGCAAGUCAUCCUGACCAGGGACAAGACAUUAAUCACUGGCGACAUCCUCAUAGACGACAAACCUGACAUUCUGGGCGUGGAGCCCAAACCAACGUGGGAGCACAUCCUGUUCACCGCCUGCCACAACAAGCAUCUAGCCAUCAGCCCCUACCAUAGACGACUCCUGUCUUGGUCGGACGACUGGAGGGCCAUCCUGGACAGCAAGAGGCAGUGAGGAACUCUUCCAUGCAAGAGCCCCAGCGCCCUGGCUUCCUGGUUAGAGGAGGUUUCCGGGCCCCACCACCACGGCACCAACAUCAUCACCGCACCAUUGGGUGUCGAGGCUCGGGGGGGGGUCGCCGUCUUGCAGAGGCAUUGCCAGAGUUCCGAAAAAGGAGGGUGAAACAGAGGUCAGAUGUAUUACACAAGGCAGACACUUGUUGCAUUCUGUUGGGAGAUGACAUUCAGUUGUUGGACCACAAGAGGGCGCUAUGAGACUCAGUGUUAGUUGUGGAAACGACCACAUUUCCAACUCUUUCACUGAAACAACUGAACAAAUGAACAUGAGGAUAAAACGGUUGAGAGUGAAUACAUGCUAGGUCUAAAAGAGCAGAUUGAAUUUGUUGUCGGCUGCUCUGCGUCUGCAUCCUGUAUUUUGUUUCUUUUUUUUGAGGGGGGGGGCUUCCUGUGGACAUUUCUGUUUAAAAUCAAACAAAUUUCAGCCACUGGAGCAUUUUAUCUGUGGUCUUCUUCACAAAAGGCAGGGGACUCACAACAACAGGGAAAUCCACUACACACUACAAUGUACAAAAAAAGUCUCCACGAGUCGUAGGUGUGUAUGUGCGAUACCUAAACAUAGGAAAGUCACCUGACUUAUUAACAUUGUAACUGUUUUGUUAGCUCAUUAUUUUACAUGUACUUUUUUGGAUUCUACCAUACCACUGUUAACAAUGUAAAUGAAAAUAUAUGCAUACAGAGAUACCUCUCCAGGUUUUUUAAAAAGUUCAUAUGAGUACUGUACUGUAUGUUGGUGCUUUUUUUUUUUUUUAAGCUGUUUCCUCUACGUUUCAAAAUGAUCUAUGCAUCUUAAUUGAUAGACUGAAAAAUACUAGUUAAAGCCUGAGAACUGCACACAUACUUUACAUAUGCAUGUUGCCAAAACAUCAUUAGAGAAGAAUACAUCAGAAUAACAGUCACUGAAAAAUGUGUUCUGAAUAUGUUUAAGAAAUAUUAAAAGAUGAAAAGAAGAUGUUUAUUGAAAAAAAUUAACAUAAGACAAAUUUCCAGGUUCAAGAUUGAACCAAAACUGCAAAAAGAGAGAUGAUUUAUAUUAUUAGAUACUUUUGGUUUUCACAUGCUCUACUUUCACAUAGCCAGUCACACUAUUUAGAGCACACCUUAUUUUAUUGGUUUUUGGUUAAAUCUCGAGCAAUUUGUCUGUUGUAAAUACACUAAAAUGAGAAAAUGAUAUACCUGUACAGUAGAUGUCAAAAACCACUGCCCAGCACUAGCGUCUGUUAGAGGACUACGCUUAUAUAAGUAGUGUUCUUGAUCUACGCCAUUUUCAAUUAGAUGUAUGUCUCUUUUUAACUUAUGUUUACUCAUUUUUAGCUUGUUUACAGAAGCAUAUUGCAUCAGAUAUAAACUAAGUUAUAGGGUUAAAAAAAGCAUUCGACUGGCAGAGUACCUCCAUGACACAAUAUAAUCUAUUUGUAUUUAUUUUAGCAUUUUGUGUAUUUACCUGAGGUGUAGAAAAUAACUUGCUCACGGUCAGGAUUUGCAAAGUUCUGCUUCGUGUCAAUUUAGCCAAGUCUGCAGGAGGGUGGACUAAAUUGCAUUUUGGCUAUUUCUGGCAGGCCUGUUAUGAUUUUGCCUGUUGCUGCUAAUGUUAUUUUUAGGAACACAUUGGUAGAUUCUGAACAUGUGUAAUGGAAGAAGUCCUUAGUGCUGAGUGCUGUGUCACUGUGCCUAGUUUGAUGUACAAAUUCAAACGUACUUAUUUCUGUCAGUGAGAUGUUUUAAUGCUGUGUUUUGUUCCACCUCACUUAAAACACGUACAAAGAAAAGAAUGACUGGAGGACCGAGGCCCUUUUAAUGGUCUUCUUUUUAUGGGAGGGUACAGUUAAAGCUGCAUUUCAUUUUUUAGUUUUUUUUUUAUUUUUAUACUUGGUUCAUUUAAAAUCACACUGCAAAAUAUCACAUGAACUCAUAAAAAUCUCCGCCCUCGUUGCUGAUCAUAUCAGUUAAGAAGACAUAAGGAGACCGCUGAAUGUGACUUGGCCCUCAGUCUAUUUUGUUAUACCAGAACUUGGCUACACAUGAGAAACUGCUAGUUAUCAAACAUCAACAUCUGCCUACUGACACCCACAAAACCUCGCAUUUCGGUAUCGAUUUCUUUAGCUUGUUCCAACAUAUGUUGUCAUUUCCAGUUUAACUCACCUCAGUUCUUGUACUCGAGAAUGAAACCCGGGGCCCAUAUCGAUCAAGCUUCAAAAUUUGAAUUACACUAAGAAAUGCUAUCCAGGGCCAACUUAAGAGUUAAUGAAAGAUAAGAUACUUAUCAAGCAACUUCGUCCUAGUUACAGUGAAGUGUAGGAGUCACCUUUGAGAACAGCUCUCAAGUGAUCAUAUAUUUGAUCACAUGUAUGCUUAGGGAGAAGCAGCAUCAGACACAAGAAAUUGAACUACACCUAACCAGUUGUUCACUCCUCGAAAAUAUACUUACAUUUCAUACUCUGCCAAAGCAGAUAUGCUAUUUUUAUCAAAUUUAUUUUAUGUGUUUGAAAUCUUAAAUAUCUUUAAUAUUUCUAGUAGCAGUAAACAACAAUCUAAUACUUUGAUAAUAUAUACAUAUAUAAAUAAUAAUUAAUUAAAAGGAAAAUGGCUGAAAUAAAAACAAGAAGAAAAUUCAAACUUGAAGUCACGUCUUUGACCCCUUAACAUACUUCCAUCCAGCGUCAACUAGUCAGUUAGGUCAGUCCCUUCUCUCAAGUGCUUUCGAGCGUCCAUGGAGCGGCUCGUCGGAAGUGCUAUCCGUUCCAUGUGAUCACCCUCUUGAUGGCUAUGUUGUUGUUGUUCAGGAUACGUGACAGCAAAAAGCAAGUCGACCGUUACACAAACAUUGGAUGUAUGUCAGUUGUAUGUCAGCCAUUUUUGUCAAUGAAUGUCUCAUGUUUGUGGUGCUGAUAAUCAUUUUUUCUGCAGCAGCUCCUGCACACUGUGGAGGUGACCGAUUCAAUAAAGAA